Babesia ovata is the source of this 852-nucleotide messenger RNA. Its product is annotated as 16S rRNA methyltransferase. Lineage: Eukaryota; Apicomplexa; Aconoidasida; Piroplasmida; Babesiidae. Gene Ontology annotation, molecular function: rRNA (uridine-N3-)-methyltransferase activity. Bases 1 to 852 code for a protein of 283 amino acids. Gene Ontology annotation, biological process: rRNA base methylation. The transcript is spliced from 2 exons. The record is from RefSeq and is a predicted model, not a curated record.
AUGAACCUCAUUCUCGUGAAACGCGACGACAUAAGGGAGGCCGACGGUCACAUGUACGUCGACAUAACGGACAAGCGCAGAAUCGCACAUAUACGUUACGUGCUGAAGGCGGAUGUUGGCAAGGAACUGAAGUUUGGUGUCGUCAACUCAACACUGGACUCAGCAACUGUCACAGCUGUUGACCCAAAGGUCAUAACGCUGCGCCUGUCCGACGCCUUUCGCUGCCAUAAGCUGCCGCAGCAGCCGGUGAUCGACCUUGUCGUUGGCCUCCCGAGACCCAAGUCGCUGGACAAGCUAUUACAGGUAAAAUGGGCUUGUGCUGGCCACAUCCUGAUGCAGUAUGCAGCCAGCAUUGGCGUUGCACGUAUAAAGCUUGUCUGCUCCUCGCGCGUUGAACUGGAUUACCUCAAAUCGCACCAGCUCGAACCCGAGAGCAUCGAGCACUCCUUGAUGCUCGGCAUGGAGCAGGGAGUGACCACCUUCAUGCCCGAUAUCCAGCUAUUCAAGUCCAUGGGGGCACUUCAACGAGACCUGGACAAGAGCCAAUACAGCCUCAGAAUCAUCGCACACCCGGGAACUCCGGAGACACUGGGGUCGUUGCAGAUAGUUCAGCAUGAAAGCGGUCCCAUCCUGGUCGCCAUCGGCCCGGAGGGCGGCUGGCUCGAGAGCGAAGUGGAAUUUUAUGAAAACUUGGGAUUCAAAAAGUUCAACAUUGGGGAGCGCAUCCUCAGGGCGGAAGUCGCGGCUGUUGCCAUUCUCUCCCAGCUGCAGCUGCUGUUGACGGACCCCACCUUGCGUAGGGGAUUACCACCGGCGACACGGGGUAGCGAUGUGGGUCCAGACCUCAAAUAG